AUGAAGAGCCAAGUUACCCGCCAAACAGGCGAAGCAACGAUUUCGACAGAAACGAGCGUGAUGGCGGCAGAGAAAAUUGGGGUUUUGCGGAAUCGCAAACAAAAUGAUGACAGACGUUUUUCUCCGAAUGACAACCGCGGUAGUGGAUAUGGUGGCCGCGGCAGAGGAGGUAGUAAUGCCUCAGGUGGAUAUAGUCAGGAAUAUCGUCGUCGUGAUGGUUUUGGAUCAUCUAAAGGCAAUUUUGACCAAGACGAUGAAGAUGGAGAACCUUUUGGUGGUUUUGGAGGUUACAGGAGAGAUGGUCAAAAAAGCACUGGAUUUGGUGACAGAGGGAGACCUCAACCACGUGCUUUCGACGAUCGCAGUGAUGAUUUUGAUAACCGUGGCAGGGACCGUGAUAGAGGAAAUGACCGAGGACGUUCUUUUGGAAACAGGAAGAGCGGCUUCGAUCGUGAAGACCAAGACGAGGACAGUGGUCGUUUCAAGCAACCGUUUUCAAAGAGAAUGAUGACAAUUUCGGUGGUAAUCGACGAGGUUCUCCUAAUCGCAGAGGUUUCGGAGAUAGGAACGACUCCGGCUCUUUUUCUGGAAGAGGUUAGCGCCUUCACUUUUUUGCCCUAA
Messenger RNA from Ostertagia ostertagi, 621 nucleotides. Lineage: Eukaryota; Metazoa; Nematoda; Chromadorea; Rhabditida; Trichostrongylidae. The record is from the annotation of a GenBank genome assembly.